UCCAGUUCAUUACAAAUAUACGAUUCAUACCUUCUUCUCUUCUUUUUACCGUUAAACAUUUAGAGGAUUACAGUUUCAUCAAAACUCUGAUUUCCCCACUACAUUUAAGCAUUCAUGUCUGCAUGUGUUUGAAAUUCGAAUCCCACACACUUCUUUUUCAACCGCUCCAAUUUUCUCAACUGUUUCUCCACACUUAAUCAUCGUGUUCUUCAUUUUUCAAUUUUAUUAGUUUUCUCUAUACUAUGGUGAUUACUAGGUCUGUUUCCAAAAAAUCUCCUAAAUCUACGGCUGUAAUGCCUAAAAUUAAGAAUCCUUCAAGCAAACGAAAGAUUGAGUUUGCUGAGAGUAGUGGUCACAAAAGGAGAGUUGUUGUUGAAGACGACGAUGAUGAUUUCGAAAAUGUUAUAGUUUCGAAAAAAAAAUUGCUAAAUCUGUUCUUCCUUCUAGUUCAAAGGCUGUGCGUACCGUUAAGGAAUGGGAUUUUUUCAUCAGGCCUGAAGAUCAUUUUCAUUCAAAGGUUUCUCAUAAUGAGGGUGUCGAUGUCAUUUCUAAUAUUAAAAAGAAUUUAACCCCUGAAACUUUGGAGAGAUUUUCACAAACUUGUUUUGGAAAGUUUUUAAAUAUGCAAGAAUUUUUAAUUCAAGGCCAAUUGAUCCACUGUUUGCUUCUUAGAGAGGUAAAACAGCCUGUGUUUUAUGAGUUAUGGAUCAAAGUUUCUGGUCAGUUGUUAAAAUUUUCUAUUGAUGAAUUUGCUUUAAUAACUGGACUGAAAUGUGUUGGUAGUGUUGAUCUCAAGUUGUACAAAAAUGAGACUUCUGAUUUUAAAACUAACUGUUUUGGAAAUAUAAAGAAAGUUUCAAAAAAGUUUUUGGAAUAUAGUUUUCUUUCGAAGCGUUGGAGUAACGAGGAAGAGGCUUUUCAAAUGGCUGUCUUGUAUUUCAUUGAAAUAUUUUUAUAUAAUAACAAAAGUGAGUCAAAUGUUCGUGAUGCACAUUUUAACCUUGUUUGUAGUGGUGACUUUGAAAAUUUCCCAUGGGGAAAAGAUUUGUUUCAUGCUACUUUGGAGUUUUUAAAAAGUAAACUCAGUUUAUGGAAAAACUGUGAUUUUUUAAAGAAAAAAUCACGAUCUUCUGAUACCCGACCUUCAAGCCGAUAUGACGGAUUCCCUUUGGCCUUCCAAACUUGGUUUUUCGAGUGUUGCCCUGCUCUCGAAGGUGGAAUAGCUUCUUGUUGUGGAACUGAAAUUCCUCGCAUUUUGCGUUGGAAGGUUACAACUCUUCAGAGUUGGUCUUAUUUGUGCCGAAACCUCUUUGAUCAAUCUGCUGAACAGUUAAAAUUAUGCAAUAUUACACCAACCGUUGAGGAGAGGACGUUGUUGAACUUAGAGGGGCUGUUUUUAAAAGGAAAGCGUAAAGUCGAAAUGGAGCUAGAGGAUAGUGAAGGAGUUAAUUUUAAAACCAAAAUUAAUAAAUUGGUUUUGAAUCAGUCGAAGAUGUUCAAUGAGUUUGCUGCUAUCAAGACAUUCAUAGAGACUGAAUUCUUUGAUGUCAAGAAUCAAUUGGUUGAAUUGAAAAGUCUAAUCACUGCGGCUGCUCGUCGAGAUACUGUCGAGGUGGAUGCUCGUGGUCUUGUUUCUUCUUCAGAAGAAACUGUUAGUGAACAUUCGAUGAGAGUGAAUCAAGAAAGCAUUGAUAACAAGGGUGAUGAGAAUGAGCAGAAUAAGAAAGUGGAAAGUAAUGCGAACGAUCCUACUGACAUACCGAAAAGCGAUGACGUCGGUGAUUCUAAGGAUCAUAUGAAUGACCAUACUGAUGACAGCGAUGAUAGCGGCAGUGAGGAUAAGGUUGAUCCGAAUGAGACUCGCGAUAGAGAGGAAAGUGAUGAUAGCGAAAAUAGUGAUGAUGACAUGACAGAUGAUAAGAGUGAAAGAGAUGACAGAGCAGGUGAUAUAAAAAAGGACGAUGAGAGAAGGGAUGGCUCAAGCUAUGGGAAUGCAGUUGACGAGAGGUUCAAUUAUGCGUACAAAGAUCGUGAGUAUGGUGAAAGUUCUGAAAAGAAAGUUGAUGAGGGUAAUGAUGUAUCAAAAGAGAAUGAAAAAGUUAGACAACGUAGCAAAAAGGCUGAUUCUGUUGAUAGUCGUCCUACUUUCAAUCUUCUAGAAUCAAGUACUCAAGGGACUCCUAGUACAUUUGAUUCAAUUGAAAUAAUGGGUCUUACCAAAGCUGUUGAUCUUGCUGAAAUAGAAGCCGGUCUUGUUUCUAAUGUUAAUGCCGUUGAUUCUUUUUUUGAAAAGAAAGUUGAUGAGGGGAUUAAUGUGAUGCAAAAGGGUGAAAAUGAUAUCAAAGAUAGCGAAAAGGUUGAUUUAGUUGAUAGUCGUCCUACUCUCAAUACUUUUGAAGCAAGUACACAAGGGACUUCUAGUACAUUUGACUCAGUUGAAAUACGUGCUAUCGAUAAAGCUGAAAGAGACGCUAUCAAUAAAGCUCAAAUAGACGCUGUUGAUAAAGCUGAAAGAGACGCUGGUCUUCUUGGCAAGAAGGUUUAUGAAGUUGAUGAGGGAUUAGAGGAUGAAUCUAUAUUUGAUGAAGCUUGUCUCAAUGAUCUUGCUUAUGUUUGUGAUCGUAUUGAAAAACAAGCUGCUGAUCGUAUUGAACAACAAGCUGCUGAUCAAGUUGCAAAAGAAGCUUCCGCUGGUCAAGUUGCAAAAGAAGCUUCCGCUGGUCAAGUUGCAAAAGAAGCUUCUGAGUUGCAGAAGGCUUCUUUGAAAGAAAUUACUGUGUAUCGAGGCAGUCCAUCAGAGCAAAUUUCAAAGAUUGCCUCUGAGUUCAAAAUUCCUUAUGCAAAGCCACUAGCAUUUAUCAAGGCUAAAGAGAACGUAAAAUGUGUGAAGAAACUGAAUCCUCUUGACGACAAUGUUGAUGGAGAUAUCCAAUGUGCAGAACUACAAGAUUUUGUUGAUUGGAUUCAGUGUGGCCUGAGGCCUGAUCUUAAGAAAAAGUUUUAUCUAGAUAAUGACAACAUGAUUCGACCAAGAAUGGAUUUUGGAGUGGAACAUAUUUUGAAAAAAUCAUGGUUUUAUGCGAUUAAGUGUAGUGGUCAAUUUUUGACGUCAUCUCAUAUCAAUGUGGUUAUGUAUUACAUCCGCAAGAAAGCCAAGUAUAAGCUGUUAGAUGGUUUGCGAAUUACCACAACUGACUGUCUGUUUGACGAUAGAAUGUGUGCAACGUAUGUGGCAUAUACAAAAAAGAAGAAGCAUGAUGUAUCAACUGUCAGUGAGCGUGGUACUGUAGCUGAUUUUAUUCGUGGAGAUAAGGUUCUUUGCAAUACUCAUUGGAAGGACGUGGAUGAGGUUCUUUUUCCCAUACACGUGAACAGUCAGAAACAUUGGAUUUUGGGACGUUUGGUCUUUAAAGAGAGAUGCAUAUAUGUCUAUAAUUCCAUGCAAUCAGCUUUGUCGAGGGCUCUUGGAAUCGAAGCAGCCACGAAAUAUUCAGUUCUCAUUCCUCUGUUUUUAACUCGUAUGAAUAUUUAUCAAAUGAGGAGCGACAUUGAUUUCAACUCUCCUGCUUAUCAGAAUAAGGAUUUUUGUGAUCCUUUCAAUAUUGUAUCUGUUUCCAGCCUUCCAGAGCAACAAGAAACUGAUUGUGGAGUGUUCACUCUCGCGUUUGCAGAGCAUUUGAUUCAUAAUAAACCUAUUCCGUUGACUCUGGAUAUUAAUCGCUAUCGGAUGCGUCUCUCAUAUCUGUUGUACCGAUAUGGCAUGAUGAAGAAUGCAGAAAAUAUUUUUAGUGAUGAAGAGAUUGAAUCGAAGAAGAACGAUGAAAAAGCAACAAAAAAAGGGAAGAAAAAGGUGUCAGAUUAGUAAAUGUUUAGUAUAGUAUGGAUUUUUAAUGGUAUGUUUGAAUCAGUAAAAGUUUAGUAUAGCAUGGAUUUUAGUUAAACUAGUGUUUUUGGA
Mercurialis annua (annual mercury) is the source of this 3955-nucleotide messenger RNA. RefSeq lists its product as uncharacterized. Gene Ontology annotation, biological process: proteolysis. Gene Ontology annotation, molecular function: cysteine-type peptidase activity. The record is from RefSeq and is a predicted model, not a curated record. Bases 623 to 3862 code for a protein of 1079 amino acids. The transcript has 13 exons. NCBI's taxonomy places the organism in Eukaryota, Viridiplantae, Streptophyta, Magnoliopsida, Malpighiales, Euphorbiaceae.